Zalophus californianus (California sea lion) is the source of this 873-nucleotide messenger RNA. RefSeq names its product histone H2A type 1-H-like. The coding region runs from base 22 to 726 and encodes 234 amino acids. The record is from RefSeq and is a predicted model, not a curated record. Gene Ontology annotation, cellular component: nucleosome. The transcript is spliced from 2 exons. Gene Ontology annotation, molecular function: protein heterodimerization activity; DNA binding; structural constituent of chromatin. Lineage: Eukaryota; Metazoa; Chordata; Mammalia; Carnivora; Otariidae.
UCCUGGUUAGAGAGUGUUAAGAUGUCUGGACGUGGAAAACAAGGCGGCAAGGCUCGCGCCAAGGCCAAGACGCGCUCGUCGCGCGCCGGCCUGCAGUUCCCGGUGGGCCGCGUCCACCGCCUGCUCCGCAAGGGCAACUACGCCGAGCGGGUCGGGGCCGGCGCGCCCGUGUACCUGGCGGCCGUGCUCGAGUACCUGACGGCCGAGAUCCUGGAGCUGGCGGGCAACGCGGCGCGCGACAACAAGAAGACGCGCAUCAUCCCGCGCCACCUGCAGCUGGCCAUCCGCAACGACGAGGAGCUCAACAAGCUGCUGGGCCGCGUGACCAUCGCGCAGGGCGGCGUCCUGCCCAACAUCCAGGCCGUGCUGCUGCCCAAGAAGACCGAGAGCCACCACAAGGCCAAGGGCAACUACCUGUUUUGGUUAAUUUUGGGAUGGCUUGCACGAUGGCCGCAAGUCACCGGCCGCGCGCAAAUAGCUGGCCCCGCGCAAGGCCACCGGCGGCAAAAGCCCCACGCGAGCAGCUGGCAACCAAGGCAGCCCGCAAGACUUCAAGACCGACCUGUGCUUCCAGAGCUCGGCCGUGAUGGCCCUGCAGGAGGCCUGCGAGGCCUACCUGGUGGGGCUCUUCGAGGACACCAACCUGUGCGCCAUCCACGCCAAACGCGUCACCAUCAUGCCCAAGGACAUCGUUGGCACGCCGCAUCCACGGGGAGAGGGCGUUAAUUCUUUUAAGCCAGUGACCAGAGCCUUUGAACCUUAUGCUCAAAGGCUCUUUUCAGAGCCAACGACUUUUUCUAUGAAAGAUUGCUGUGCACUUGUUUUAGGUUUUUUUAAAUUGUGAAAGAUACUGGAAAAACCAAGUGUUACAAA